AUGAGUGCCGGGAUAGAGCUCCAUACAUCUCACCAUGAGCCACAUAACAACCUUCUUAAGAGAAAGAAGGUGCCACAUCUGUCUUCAGCAUCCAAGAGGAACAAGCAAGGGAUAGUAAAGACAGAAAUGGUGGACAUUGAGGAAACCAGCGAGGAGAUAGCCAAACAAUACAAGAAAUUCACAAGUGCGCCCAAAUAUGACCUCGACAGUGAAGAGCUUUUCUGUAUAUGUCGAAAGCCCGAUGAAGGAGAGUUGAUGAUUGCUUGUGAUGGGUGUGAAGAAUGGUUUCAUGCUAAAUGUAUGAAUGUUCGGCCCGAACUCUCCAACUUGAUUGCCAAGUACUACUGCAAAUUCUGCACAUGGAAAGGGGAAGGCACCACCUUAUGGAAACGCAAGUGUUGCCUCGAGCACUGUUAUAAUCCUAUUGCAGAGAGUUCCAAAUACUGCAGCGAAGAGCAUGGGAAGGAGUACAUGCAACAGUUGCUCUUCGAAAAUAGUAUGCUUGACCAGGGUGUCAUCAAGAAGGUAUUGACACACGUAGGCAGCGAUGUGAGUAAACUUCAUUCAUUGGGGGCGCAAUUCCCUGAACUUGAAGAGGUAAAGAGCUUCAAGCAAGAUGCCACCAGGAUAGAUCAGUUUCCUCGUGCGGUACGUGAGCAGGUAGAAUGCUUGCAGCAAAAGAUAAAAGAGGUCCAAGAAAAGAAACAGUUACAAAUGGAAGAGCUAGGACGUCUCCAAUCGAUGAAGGAGGAUGUAAGGGCUAUCAACGAGAAAUUGUCGGCGCUAAUAUUCCCUGAAGGCGAGGAUGAGAAGCAAGUCAAAGCCAAGUCCAAGAGAGGGAAACAAAAGAAGCGUGUCGAUUUAUGCUUGUGCAGCAAGGGCAAUAAUGGUCUCAUAGGGGAAUUUGCAGGCUCAAAGGAGUUGCUUGAGCAAAUUGCAGUCAAGGUUAAAAAGAGAAUGAACGAUGCAGAGGAGGAGGAGGUGGUGGAUGAGGAGGAAAAUGAGAACGAGAACGAGGGCAAGGAGCUUGACGAUCUCGAUUGGUUCCGAGACAUUUGCAUCAGAGACAGGAAAAAGUGUUAUCGCCACAAUGGCUGGUGGAACUUGUUUUACGAUAACGCAGAGAAACUAUCGGAGCAGCUUCAGGCCAGAGAGUUGGAUAUCGAGAGGCAGAUUGACGAAGUUUUACGAAACUAUUGUGUUGAACAGUAUAAUAAAUAG
Molecule: messenger RNA, 1221 nt
Organism: Lodderomyces margitis
Lineage: Eukaryota; Fungi; Ascomycota; Pichiomycetes; Serinales; Debaryomycetaceae
Gene: SPP1
Product: Spp1p
Exons: 1
Coding region: 1-1221 (406 amino acids)
Biological process (GO): positive regulation of DNA-templated transcription
Cellular component (GO): Set1C/COMPASS complex
Source: RefSeq, a predicted model, not a curated record